AUGUCUGAAUUCCAAGGCUGUUACUACGCAAAUGAGACACAUCCGGAUGUGUACUUGAAGAUCGGCGAACAUGGCUACAAUGGCCUGAUCAAGCACGUUUGCGAUCGAUACAAGGACUAUCCCGGCCGUGUGCAGUACUAUGCUGAGGUACGAAAGGACGUGCACGUGAAGCAUCCAACGAACAAGGGCAUCAACAAAAACUUUCCCGAUCCAGCCGAUUUGCGAAUCAAAGAUAAGGUCGAAAGGUUGGUGCACGAAAGCGCAUCGCUGUUCAUCGCAAAACGAGGAGGUGCUACGUGGCAAAGUUCGGUACCUACCAGCCUCGCGACGGCAAUGGCCUUCUGA
Messenger RNA from Ostertagia ostertagi, 345 nucleotides. NCBI's taxonomy places the organism in Eukaryota, Metazoa, Nematoda, Chromadorea, Rhabditida, Trichostrongylidae. The record is from the annotation of a GenBank genome assembly.